AUGACGCUCCAGAAACUCCGAGUAUCUCUGCGUAUAGCUGUCGUGCAGCUGAAUCCUCAAAUAGGCCAUGUGGAACAGACUACCUCGCGGGCCUGGUUCAUGCUCGAGAAAUUAAAGGGCGAUUGCCUGAAGGACAAGCUAGGCCAGCCAGAUAUCGUGGUAUUCCCCGAGUUUGCCCUCACCGGAUACAACUUCAGCAGUCGGGGACAUAUCCUACCGUAUGCUUCAAGGGCGGGAGAGGGUGCAUCAUAUGCGCUGGCUAAGAAAGUAUCGGAGCUCUUCGGGUGUGUCACGGUGAUUGGGUAUCCUGAGCGAGAAUAUCAGACUCCGGAUACGCGGCUUUACAACUCCGCGCUGGUAGUUGGCAGCAACGGGCAGGUCCUUUUCAAUUACCGGAAGGCCUUUCUUUAUACCACGGACGAGAACUGGGGAUGUUGCGAAAACCCUGAGGGCUUCCAGCAGCUUCAGCUCACGUUUAAGCAGAAGGGCACAGAUGAACGAGGACGGUCCCACGAUGUGACGCUGGCUAGCAGUAUCGGGAUAUGCAUGGACAUCUCGCCGUACCGGUUUGAGGCUCCGUUCAACGACUAUGAGUUUGCGACAUUCAACGUGGAUAGGGCCACUGAGCUGAUAAUAUGUCCCAUGGCCUGGCUGCACUCGGUUUCAGUUACGAAGUACACGGAGGAUAUCCAGAGACAAAAGCAGCAUAUCGACAGCCUGGUACAGGAGCAGGAGCUCCCGAUGUGCGGCAUGCAGGGCAAUUACCAGUUUAACCUGCACGGAUCGAGUGCUCCGGUCGUUCGUAUAGCUAGAGACGAUCCUGAAAUCGAAGAGGACUACAAACAACUGGACCAUCCAGACCAGACCAAUGUGAACUACUGGAUACUUCGGUUCUUGCCUUUCCUCGCGCUGAAGAAGCGUGUUCAGUGGUUCUACGACCGCCUCCUACUACCAACGCUCAGGAAGUUUAAGCGCUUCCCGCGCUCAUAUAUUGGUGCCUCAGCAAAUAAGCCGUGGGAAUUUGAAAACCGCAACGCCAUCCUAGUUGUGGCUAACAGAUGUGGCAUAGAGGAUCGAUAUACUAUCUACAGUGGCAGUUCCGGGAUAUUCAAGUUUAAUGGCCAAUAUGGUAACGUGGAGCACCAUCUUGACAGUCGAAAUCUGAGUGUUGAGCUGCUAGGGAACUUAGGCAAGGGCAGAGAGGGAAUUCUCAUGAGAUCUGUAGAGUUCGAUGUAAAUAGGGAUUUAUGA
This is a messenger RNA of Eremothecium gossypii ATCC 10895, 1251 nucleotides long. It is a transcript of the gene NTA1, whose product is annotated as amidase. Gene Ontology annotation, biological process: protein catabolic process. Gene Ontology annotation, molecular function: protein-N-terminal asparagine amidohydrolase activity; protein-N-terminal glutamine amidohydrolase activity. The record is from RefSeq and is marked provisional. Bases 1 to 1251 code for a protein of 416 amino acids. The transcript has a single exon. Lineage: Eukaryota; Fungi; Ascomycota; Saccharomycetes; Saccharomycetales; Saccharomycetaceae.